ACCGAGUUUCGACGAAAGCGUCGUCGUGCCUCUCAUCGCCCAAAAACCCGAAAGAACUCCCGUAAGCAAAAAAAAAAAAAAUAUAAACAACGGAAGGCACACUGCAGCCCGCGUGACACUGUAAACGCGGCAUGGUGGGAGCGAGGUUCUGUUAUAGUAGGCCACACAGUCUGUCGGCUGACUCUCACCUGCGAGAGCCCCGCUCGCUUCGGCAGUGUCGGUCUGGCAGGCGAACGCGCCGCUCUGCUGAAGUGCAUCCUCUUGGCAUCGAGAACGCGAACGCGAGAAAGUCGCGGAUAAUCCAUCCGGUUGAGUAAUGGCGAGCGACCAUGGCCAGUGCGAUGAGUGACUUCGACGACUGAGCAGGAGAGAUGAUCGGCAAACUGCUCAACAUUCCUGUUACACUGCUUCUUCUCCUUCAUUGCUCGGCUCUCAUCGUAAACAAUGCCGAGGCGACGACGGGCUCUCUCAGGCAAUUGGAGUCACUGGACGAGCGUAACGACGCAUUGAUAUUCCGCUCGGUAGUGCAGUCGAUGAGCGAAUGGGAAGAGAAGCGCGCAAGACACGGCCAUCGCGUUAAACGCGAAAUAUCGCGGGUUUGCUACGAAGAUGUCGGCUGUUUCGAGGACACGGGACCAUUCAGUUAUCUGGAGAUGUUGCCGUCGCCGCCCAAGGAGGUCGGCACAAGAUUUUUCGUCUACGGCAGCAGAAAAGCGCGCUCGAUUCCCAUGGAAGUGCCCGCCGACGAGAUCGGCAGCAUGGCGAGCAACGCGAUCGAUCCGGAAUUGCCGACCAAGAUUCUCGUGCACGGCUUCGGCUCGAGCUGCGAUCAAGUCUGGGUGUACGAGAUCCGCGCUGCCCUCAGGUCCGUCAUGGAGUGCAACAUAGUUUGCGUGGACUGGGGUCCAGGCUCGGCCGUGCCCAACUACGUGCGAGCUGCGGCGAACGCGCGGCUGGUCGGUCGUCAACUUGCCAAACUCGUGCGUAGCCUGGACGUGCCCGUCGACAAAAUUCAUCUCAUUGGAUUUAGCCUCGGCGCUCACGUGGCUGGCUUUGCCGGUGCGGAACUUGGCAAUGUGUCCAGGAUCACCGGUUUGGACCCAGCGGGUCCAUUAUUCGAAGCACAAGAUCCACGUGCGCGUCUCGACGAGACAGACGCGCAGUUCGUCGACGUCAUUCACAGCAAUGGCGAGCAACUAAUUCUCGGCGGACUUGGCUCUUGGCAACCAAUGGGCGACGUUGACUUUUAUCCGAACGGUGGUAGAAUGCAAACAGGUUGCUCCAACAUUUUCCUCGGUGCCGUCAGUGAUAUCAUUUGGUCCAAUCCAGUGGAAGGUCGUUCUCUGUGCAACCAUCGACGUGCGUACAAGUUGUUCACCGACUCGGUGAGUCCAAAGUGUCGAUUUCCCGCGUUCCCGUGCGAGAAAGGCUACGACGGACUGCUGAAAGGCGAUUGUUUCCCGUGCGGUACUCAUGCCGAUCAGCCUUGCGGUGAUAUGGGAUUCUACAGUGAUCAGUCGCAGGCGAGAGGCCAGUUGUAUCUGUUGACGAGGGACGAGGAACCGUUUUGUGCUCACCAGUAUCAGAUCAAGCUGUACAAUAGUAAGCACGAGAGGCCGGUGAAGAGUUACGGCAAGCUACAGGUGACUCUGCUAUCGGAUGGCUCGAUGAACGAGACCUUCACAAUGACAAAGAAAGACGACGAGGAGCUACUAGUCGGUAAAACUCUUCAGAAAAUUGUCGUGCCUCAUCCGGCUCUCUCGAAUCUAGAUGCCAUAGAGAUAAAGUACACUGCAUACAGCGGUUGGAUCUCAUCAGGUCUGGUAAGCUGGUCGGUCGACAAAGUCUCGAUAACGGACAGCUACGGAGCCAUACAAUCGGUGUGCCGCCGAGGUCUCGUGCUCGAGUCUGGUAAAGCAAAUUAUUUGCCUCUGUAUCGAGGUGACUGUAGCGUGCCACCCGAGCAGAAUGACAAGGACAAUGGUAAUAGUACUAGACAGGACGUACCUAUCAAAGAAGAGAAUAAGAAGGGUAUUGGGCCGUUUAUGAAAGAACACAAUUAUGAUAGGAAUGCAGGAAAAGACGGUUUCACAAAUGAAGUGCCACAAAAAGGUCUAGGACCAUUUACCAAGGAGCAGAGCAUUAAAAUAGCCGAUGAGCAAGCCAAAUUAGCAACUGCGAAGAAAGACUUCACCGACAAAUUCAUCAAAGUCCAUCCGAGCGCACCGAGUCCCUGGAGUCUCGCCGAGCUGAGCAACGACGGCAACUCGAACUCAGUGGAGAGCAACAACAUCGGUGAAUUCGCCGAGCGUGGCCGAGGUUUCUCGGGCGUUACUCUAGCUCGGCCCGUCACAAUCGACCACGCUCCAGCCGUCACCUCAUCGUCGUCGUCGUCGUCGUCGUCGUUGUUGACGUUGUCGUCGUCGACGUCGUCACCGUCGCUGUCAUCGUCGUCGUCGCUGUCGUCGUCGUCUGAUCAAUCGACGACGAAGGAAGAGAUCAUUCACUCGACGUCGAGUAAAAAGGAGAGCGCGCGUUCACUGAGGCUACCGGAGAUAACGGAACCGGUGUUGAGGCCGAGGAGCACCAGGAAUGACAAUGCCAAAAGCAUACCGAUGGAGGACAGGAAGCACGAGCUCAUGGAGGAGUCGCCAACGUCGAAUCGCGGAUUCACCGUGCAAUUCUUACCCGAGAGAUUGGCCGGAAUUUUGGCGCAGGCCGAGAGAUACGCCCGACAAACUUUGUUGCCGCUGAUCUCGCAGUACACGCCGAGUUUCAUGGGCGGCGGUAGGUCUGACAGACCAAAAUAUUUUCCGCCUCUAGGUAACUUCUUUGGAUUGAAAGAUGACAAUGAAACCGGCAAGAAACUUGGUGACAGCAACGACAGUCGGACCAAGUAUUACAUCGAAUUCGAAGAGCCAACUUUGACAACGACAACGACGACGACAAUGACAAUGACGACGACCACGACGACAACAACGACGACGGCGACGACGAUGCGUCCGGCGAGUGAAGCUCAGCGUGAUAGUUCAACCUCUACAUUGAGUAGCGUCGCCAAAGGUACAAUCAAAAGCGAUUGGGUACCACUUACCGUCAGAGCUUUGCCGAGCGAGCAGAGUAGAAAGGAUAAGUCUUUCGAUGUUGAUGUGCCCGGUGAAUGGUUGAACGAAGGCGGUAGCAGUUGGUCGCCAAAAGCCAACGACAGCGAGCCAGCGGUGACGGAGACCAAGAUAGACGACUGGGUGCCUCUGAUACCCGUUGAGUCCGCUGGCAACUCGUCGGAAAGCGAGCAAAAGAAAUUCAUACCCUUGGUGGACUUCGCGUCGAAGGAUGAUACUGCCACGAAAGAGCUAGACGAGGAAAACGUAGCUCAAGCAAGAUCGAUUGUCUUUCCUUACGUAUACGAAAGGAAGAACGAUCCAAGAACGAGGUAUAUUCCUUUAAUUCCAGAAGAGGAUCUUGGACUCCGAGCAGUGAACAAGGAGAGAAAGCGGUGAUGAAGUGCAUGAACGCAUAAAAAUUGUGCAAGAGUGUGCAAGUGGACCGAUAUAAUAUAACGUUGCUCUUCUUAUUUUUCAAGGGGACCACGAGUGUAUUUUUUACAUCAUUUAUUUAUAUGUUUCUAAAUUAUUUAUAAUCGUUACUCUUCCUCUCUCUCUUUCUCCUUUAUCGCGCGAAAUUGCAGUUUUCUUUUUCGAUCCGUCCGCAUUUGAAAAAGAGUUUAUUUUUUCAUUCUGUCGUUGUUUGAUAAAUUAAAGAAGCUCUUGCGUAACGGUCGUUAAGACAUGUAAAUAAUUUACGAGGAUUAUCGAGCUGAUAUUCCGCCAUGGCUUUAUAUACCACGGAUUUGCUUCAUCUAAGCGUACAUCGUAGUGUUUUAAAAAUUGCUUAUGUAUUUCAAAGUAUUUAUACAAUGAUAUGAUUCUGAGGGCAGAUCUAUUUGACAUUAUUGCGAUCUCUAUUGAAAUUUACGUGAAACAGCCUGUUAUGAUACGAUUAUUUCUGAUAUUUUUUUAAAUAAAA
Molecule: messenger RNA, 4023 nt
Organism: Phymastichus coffea
Lineage: Eukaryota; Metazoa; Arthropoda; Insecta; Hymenoptera; Eulophidae
Exons: 12
Coding region: 372-3497 (1041 amino acids)
Biological process (GO): lipid metabolic process
Molecular function (GO): lipase activity
Source: RefSeq, a predicted model, not a curated record